GCUCCCUGAGCUCUCUAGCUCAGUGCACCCUGACCCAAAGAGGCCCUCGGUGCGUGGAGUUUCUCUCUCAGGACCUAAGGGCAAAGAGCAGAGCCCAGAACUCAAGAGACAGAGCCAAGGGCUGAGCGUUCCCAGGAGAGAGGCUGGUGUGGCCUGGAUGAGGCGCAGAGAUGGGGAAAAAGCUGGACCUUUCUAAGCUCACAGACGAGGAGGCCAAGCACGUAUGGGCCGUGGUUCAGCGGGACUUCAACCUCAGAAGGAGAGAAGAAGAAAGACUUGAGGGACUGAAGGGCAAGAUACAAAAGGAGAGCUCGAAGAGGGAGCUGCUGUCUGACACAGCCCAUCUGAAUGAGACCCACUGUGCCCGCUGCCUGCAGCCCUACCGGCUCCUCGUGAAUAGCAGAAGGCAGUGUCUAGAGUGCGGCCUCUAUGUCUGCAAAAACUGCCGCCACGCCCACCCAGAAGAGCAGGGCUGGCUCUGCGACCCCUGCCACUUGGCCAGAGUCGUGAAGAUCGGCUCCCUGGAGUGGUACUACCAGCACCUGAGAGCUCGGUUCAAGCACUUCGGGAGUGCCAAAGUGAUCCGGUCUCUCUGUGGGCGGCUGCAGGGUGGCGGUGGAUCUGAUCCAAGCUUGGAGGAAGGGAGUGGAGACAGUGAGCAGACGGAUGAGGAUGGAGACCUGGAUGCGGAGGCCCAGGUCCAGCCCCUCAACACCAAAAAGAAAAAGCGCCUGCUCUCCUUCAGUGACUUGGACUUUGAGGAAGACUCGGAACACUCGAUGCAGCUUUGCAGCCAUACCCUGGGCCUGUCCUCUGUCCCUGAGUCAGAACACAGCCUGCAGUCCCUCUCAGGUGAGCCCUACUCUGAGGAUACCACCUCCCUAGAGCCCGGGGGCCUGGAGAAUACUGAGGCAGGGGCUUUAGGGUGUCACCUCAGUCCAGAAGAGCAGCCAUAUAGCUCCUUGCUCUCCGGAGAGGAUGCUCCCACGGAGCUGGACCCGCCUGGAGCAUCCUGCAAGAGGACCCUAGGGGCCACAGCUAUGCCUGGGAUAGAUGAUGUCAAAAGCAAACAGCUCCCCUCCCAGUACCUGGCUGAUGUGGACACCUCUGACGAAGACAGUCUCCAGGAUCCCAGGGCAGCUUCCCAGCAUUCCAAGAGGAGGGCCCGAGCUAUGCCUGACACGCAGAUUUUGGAGUUGAACAAGCGCAUGUCAGCUGUGGAGCACCUGCUGGGCCACCUGGAGAACGUGGUCCUGCCACCCUCGGCCCAGGAACCAGCUGCGGACUCACACCCCAGUGCAGACACAGAGGAGGAGACUCUCCGGAGGAGGCUGGAGGAGCUGACCAGAAACAUCAGUGAUCCUGGCACCUCGUCCGAAGAUGAGACCAAGUCAAGUGGCACCCUCCAUGCAGUGUCCCCAGAGGUGUGCACAGACGUGGGGCACAUGGAGACACAGGGAAGAAACCUUCAGGGGCCUGGGAACCCUACUCGGACUACAAAGAGCACAGACGAGGAGCUGUCAGAGAUGGAGGACAGGGUGGCCAUGGCAGCCUCUGAAGUUCAGCAAUCCGAGAGCGAGGUUUCGGACAUCGAGUCCAGGAUUGCAGCCCUGAGGGCAGCGGGGCUCACAGUGAAACCCUCAGGAAAACCCCGGAGAAAGUCAAACAUCCCAAUCUUUCUUCCCCGGGUUACUGAAAAACUUGACAGGAUCCCAAAGGAGCCCUCUGCAGACCCUGAGGACCAAGACAAGGUGCCCAAGGCGACGGUGCUGCCCUAUCUCCUGAAGACGAAGUAUGCCCCCAGCAGUCAAGGCAUAGAUGGUGGUUCUUUCGACCGGAAAUCAGUGUACCGUGGCUCGCUGACACAGAGGAACCCUAACGGGAAGAGAGGGACAGCCAGACACAUCUUUGCGAAACCUGUGAUGGCCCAGCAGCCCUAGAAGGGGAGGUUCAUGGGCACAGGAGAGUACCACAAAGCGCCCCACACUGCCUCCUCCACACGACCAUCGCAUCCCCAUGGGCUCAGAACUUCUUGAUGCUCACAGCUGCUUGUGGUCACCAUCCCAGUGAGAAAUAAGAAGAACUUUCUGUGUGGAUCCUCUUGUGAAAUGGCAGGUUCUCAGACUUCUGGCUAUCACCAGGUCACCUGCCAGCCUCUGACCCGGAAGAUACAAACUCAUGUAAUUCAGAUGAUGCUUUCUGCCUGAGGAACACCCAGAUACCCUUCUGCUAUGACCCUUUAACCUUGUCCCUUGACUUUGUUGAGCCACAUUCACAGAUGUGAUGGAAAGAGAUGGUCCCGCGAAGGCCCUGAGCAUAUUCACAUUCCUGACUGUGAGGGAGAGAGGCAGAUACAAGCGGGUGUGAUGGGAGAGUGUGCAAUUGCAGAUAGCAAAUGAGGGGGGCGGGGCUUGGCUCCUCACCCAUGGCACAGACCUUGUUCUUAAGCUUCUUGUGGGUCACAGACAGGAGCCACAACACUGCCCCCCUACCCCAGAGUUUCCACCACCACAACUACCGACCGCCAUGCCACAUCGAAGCCGAGCCUCUAACACAGGCUUUUGGGGUGCACUAUCUAGGGACCUCGCUUUCUAGACAGCUCACGCUUUAAACAUAGGAUUCUAGCUCACGCAAAUGACGGCUUUGGAAUUUAUCAAGGAUUUAGGUUUUCCAAAGCCAAGAACAUCAGAGUCAGUCUUGCUCAUGACUAUGUAGUCAGCUCUUCACAGCCCUUCCACCAGUAAAGGGAGGCCAUCUCCUACUCCCAGGGCUGCCUCUUUCCUGCCAGCUUGCGACAUGUUCCAGAGUCCAGAGAACACACAGGCCGAGCCACGGCAUCCUAGUGUACCCUGAGAAUAAACUUCAAGGAGGAAACUUUCCCUCAUUCAGAGACCCACGUCUCAGGAGUCCCAUGUUUGUUUCCCCUGGCCUUCUAGCAAAAUAAGCCAAUCACGACCACAGGAAAUGUGCCCUCCUGAGUGUGCAAGGACAAAAGUCCAAUCAAGGUGUCGGUGGAAUUUGCAGUUCUGAGGAAUAGGUGCCUCUUCCUCCUUCUGGGAUGGCAGCCAUUCCAGUACACCUUGACUUCAGCCCCCAUCCUCACCUUCAUGUCCCCUUGCCUUGUAUGGUUCUGAACAGCUGCCAUCUUGUCAAGACACCAUUUGUUGCCUGUAGGGCCAUCUUUACCCAGUAUGCCCCCUUUAGUCAAUACACUCACAAAGGCCCUAUUCCCACAGAUGACUGUUUCCCGAAGUUCUAGGUAGGUGUGAACUGGGGAGACACUGUCUGAUCCACUAGAGAGCACAAGAGUUCAAAGACCUCAAAACUUUGAGUGUACCCCAAACAGUGGGGUCCUCAAUGUUCCGCUGAAAGCCAGAGGGAGAUCAAGAGGUAGGACAUUGGCCAUGGAGUCCUGUUCAAAGGGGGCUCCCUUUACUGCAAGGAGCAGAAAUCCAUCUGAGUCGGAGUGUGGGGAAGGGCACAGAGCUUUCUCCUGCAGCCCAGUGAUACAAGCAAUCCAGCUUCAGGGAGUGUGGGGGCACAGCCUCACAGCUUUGCCUCUCCCCACGCCCUGAGCUUCACUUUGUCAACUGUUCAGAACUCCAGCUGAUGCCCCAGGGUCACGGUCCCUUCAGCCACAGCUCUGUGGUUCCUCCAGUCUGACAGCCACCGCUCACGAUCCCAGACCCCAGGGGGCAGUUUUUUAGAACCAUGUAUGUCUUCAGUGUUGGCCACCCAGAGGCAGGCAGAGCUGUGCCAGAUGGGAAAUCCCUCUGCUGUGCCCAAAGCUGGUUCAAGAGCCCUUGUUCGGUUCCCCUGUCCUGGGAUCCAUGGCGCGUUAAUAAGAUGUGGGGAAAGUUGCCUUCUCUCUGUGGUCAAAGAAACCCCCUUGUCAGCUCUGAGGUGCCCAGGCCAGGCCAGCAGCUGGGGUCCUGUGGAGACCUGAAAGAGCAGCCCAAGCCACACCGCCCCUGCCCUUUGCCAUCUGCCUUUGGAGCAUCUCCAGCCACCCAAAGCACCUCUCGAUUCUGCAGACCUUUUGCCUGAUGCCAUCAAGCCUGCAGGAGGAGGAGACUGGGCUGAGACCAGGGUCGUUGUGCACCCCCCACCCCCACCCUGCCUGCUGGCUCCCGUUUAGACUCUCAAAGGCACACUCUGUCCUUAUUUUGAUAAAUAAAGCUACUCUGCUAAGAGGACCCGUGAUUCUAGAUGCAAACACAGAGAAAGACAGACAGAGAGAUGGGGGCAGGGGAGGGAGGAGGAGAGGAGAGGAGAGGAGAGGA
This is a messenger RNA of Microtus oregoni (creeping vole), 4283 nucleotides long. It is a transcript of the gene Mlph, whose product is annotated as melanophilin. The transcript has 16 exons. Gene Ontology annotation, molecular function: myosin binding; small GTPase binding; actin binding. Gene Ontology annotation, cellular component: cortical actin cytoskeleton. NCBI's taxonomy places the organism in Eukaryota, Metazoa, Chordata, Mammalia, Rodentia, Cricetidae. The coding region runs from base 171 to 1940 and encodes 589 amino acids. The record is from RefSeq and is a predicted model, not a curated record. Gene Ontology annotation, biological process: intracellular protein transport.